This is a messenger RNA of Trypanosoma theileri, 1827 nucleotides long. RefSeq names its product phosphatidylglycerophosphate synthase. NCBI's taxonomy places the organism in Eukaryota, Euglenozoa, Kinetoplastea, Trypanosomatida, Trypanosomatidae. The transcript has a single exon. The record is from RefSeq and is a predicted model, not a curated record. Gene Ontology annotation, biological process: cardiolipin biosynthetic process. Gene Ontology annotation, cellular component: mitochondrion. Gene Ontology annotation, molecular function: CDP-diacylglycerol-glycerol-3-phosphate 3-phosphatidyltransferase activity. The coding region runs from base 1 to 1827 and encodes 608 amino acids.
AUGAUUCACCUCGCCGCCUACCUUGUGGUUUUGGUUAUUGCUGCCUUAUUGACCUGUCGUGCCUUUGGCGGCAGCAGCAAGAGUGCGCAUGUGCUCGCUGGGCCCUCACGGGGUCUUGACUUGUUCUCCGCAUCCUCUUCGCGCGGGGACGGUGUGAAGGCGAAACUCCCCUCACACAUCCAUACAUUAGAUCUGGAGCAAACACGCAUGUUGGCACAUUUACACCAGACGUGUUGUGUGCUGCCGGUGCGGGCGGAGACGGUGGAAGUCCUCGCGGGGCCGGCGAAGUUCUACGCGGAACUGCAGCGACGCGUGCGGGCGGCGCAGCGGCGGAUUGUGAUGUCGGCACUGUACGUUGGCGAUGGCCCGCUGGCCGCACAGUUCGUGGCGUGUUUGGAGGAGAAACUCACAGACGCCGUGAAGACCGGCAAGCCGCUGGAGAUUUGUUUGCUGCUAGAUCACAAUCGAAUGCACCACAGCCGCAAUCUGCUCACGGUGCAGCGACUGUUGUUGCUGCAGCCCCCUGCAACAGCCGCCGUGCGAGUGCGAGUGUAUCUCUUUCAAUCACCGAGCCGCUGGGGUCGUUUGCUCGCCCCACUAGGCCGAGCACGAGAGGUGUUGGGUGUGCAGCACACAAAGAUAUUUUGUUUUGAUGACCGUGACACCAUACUGACAGGCGCUAAUCUUUCCGAUGACUACUUUGCUACUCGCAUGGACCGCUAUGUUGUGAUUGAGGACAACCCACACGUUGCCGGUUGGUUUACAGACCUUGUAGAGACACUUUGCCACAUUUCACAUCCUGUGGUAUGCCGUGAAGAGUUCGCACGCAGGAAGGAUGAUGGCAAUAGUAGUAGUACUAGUACUAGUAGUAGUAGCAAGAGUAAUAAGAGUACCAAUAACCCUACACUACAUAAAAAAAGUGAUUUGGUUAUUCUUCCAAAUGCUUCGGGUGUUGAUCCCUCAUCGGAGUGUUCUGUUUUCUGUGCUCUGGCUCAUCAGCUCUUAAAAGAGUUUGCUACCAGAGCUGCUCAGGCAUCAGCAGCAUUGCAGCCAUUUGAAGAAGAAUACGAUACCUUUAUAUUUCCGACUCUCCAAUACGGACGAGCAGGCAUCUUUCACGACUCUUUGGUUCUCCAGCAGCUACUUCACAUGGUCCCACCUUCAACACAUGUUUAUUUGACUUCACCUUAUCUCAACAUGUACGCACAGUUUGUGGAUGAAGUUCUUCAAAGUAAGAGUUCAUAUGAUUUUAUUACAGCUAGUGUUGAUACAAACGGGUGGCGUGGAGCCAAAGGAUUUGCCGGAUACAUCCCCUACUUUUAUUUACAGCUUGAACGAGCCUUCUACUACCUUAUGCAGGCCUAUGGCUGCUCAGACCGUGUUCAGGUACGGGAAUUCAGUGUAGAUGGUCUGACCUUUCAUGCCAAAGGUUUGUGGUUUACCAAUCAGGAAAAGGUUGUGAAUGGUAUUUGUGAGAAGUCAUGCAAUGGUCCAAGUAGUAGUAGUGGUAGUAGCAGUAGUAGUGGUAGUAGUAGUCCCUGUGUUUGUAAGCAUGAGGGAGAGAAGGGGCACGUUGCUGUGGGUGCCCCAUACCUCGUUGCUUAUGGCAGCACAAACUACGGCAAUCGCUCAGUCCACAAAGAUGUUGAGGCGGAAGUGUUUCUCUUUACCACAAACACAACUCUUCGUGAAGCCCUGCGGGAUGAAUUAGUGUUCUUGUUGCAGCAAUCAAAGGUUGUCACUGAGGAACGUUUUGUACGUGGCGCACGAGGACGAUUUCAACCUGUUGUUUCUUUACUCGCCCAAAUGGGACAAGAUUAUCUUUAA